GCACUCUAGGGAGAUAAAAAGAUCACCAGAACCAGUGGUAAGGAGGAAAAUACAGACUAGUAGGAGCGAUCAGCAUCCGGUAGAAAGAAUACCAAGGGGGAUAAAUAAUAGAACUGAUUGGGAUGAAAGGAAAAAAAUUCCUACUUAUAACAGAUUUAAUGCCCUCAACACUCAACACAAAGAGGAGGAUUUUUGUGGAGACUACAUGAAGGGCAG
Messenger RNA from Pelobates cultripes (western spadefoot toad), 216 nucleotides. The record is from the annotation of a GenBank genome assembly. Lineage: Eukaryota; Metazoa; Chordata; Amphibia; Anura; Pelobatidae.